AUGCCAUUUGAUUGUUAUACUAAUCAUGCUUACAAUGAAAAAGAGACCAAAUUGUUGAAUCCAGAAUUUCAUCACUUUAACAAUAAAUUGUCCACAAAUUUAUAUGAUAACGAAAUACAGUAUUGCGAUCAAGUCUUAUAUGAAGAACCUGUAAAUAGUUAUCACGAAAAUAACAUUUAUAAUAAUAGCGGUAAUUGUCAUCAAUGGUCAAGAAGUGUGGAUGCAAUUGAUUUGCUGACGAGUCCUAAAUAUCAUUCAUUGGGAUCUAAAAAAUUACAAAAUGAUGACAUAUUAGAUCUGGAAUGUCUUUAUUACGAUCAGUUUGACAACAAUUUAGGACAACAAGAAAUAGUGUCACCAAAAAAGGAAAUUUUUGAUUAUCACAAUCAGCAAAAUGAAAGUCAUUGCCAACACAUAUAUCAAUCAAAAUAUCAAAAUAUAUGUUCAAUGAAUACCAAUCACACCGGUUAUAGUGAUCCUAAUUUUCAGAGUGUUAUUGAAGAUGCAAUUUCUUUGGAGUCGUCUCUUAACUCAUCUCAUAUGAUGUCAAACAUCCAAACGUGCGAAUGGUUUGAAUGUUAUUCAGUAUUCAAAAGUCAAGAAGAAUUAGUCCAACACAUUGAAAAGCUUCACAUCGAUCAGCGCCGUAAUAACGAUGAGUUUACUUGUUUUUGGAGAGACUGUCCGCGAAUGAAACGGCCAUUUAAUGCCAGAUAUAAACUAUUAAUACAUAUGAGAGUACAUUCAGGCGAAAAGCCUAAUAAAUGCACAUUUGAAGGAUGCACUAAAGCUUUUUCAAGGCUUGAAAACUUGAAAAUUCAUAUGAGAUCGCAUACCGGGGAACGACCGUAUGUUUGUCAAUAUGAAAACUGUAUCAAAGCUUUCAGUAACUCAUCUGAUCGGGCAAAACAUCAGAGGACACACAUCGACACCAAGCCGUAUGCCUGUCAGGUACCUAAUUGUGGUAAAAGAUAUACAGAUCCCAGUUCUUUAAGAAAACACAUGAAAAAUCAUUCAGAAAAAUGUGUUAAACAAAAAAAGUCAUCGCAAAGUUCAACAAAUUCAGAAGUGGAUGAUAUGUUUAAAGACUACCGAAGUCUGGCAUCUUCUUUGAAUUCAUCGUUCAAUAACAGUAUUACGAACUCAUUGUCCCAGUCGUGGGGAGGCAUGAGCUCACAAUUAAGCUCAUCAUUAGUAACACAAAACUUUAAUACCAGUGCACCUAAAAUGAUGAGACCGUUAUCAAUGGCCAGUUCUUAUAAUGGCAAAGCUUCUGGUGGUGUUUGGCAUAAUAAUAGACAAAUGCAUAAUAGCUUUACUCACACAAACAGUUUGGCAAAUAUUUUAGCCAAUACUUCAAUUCAAGGUCUUACAAAUCAACAUAUAUCGAAAUUAUUGUCACCAAUUAAUAAUGCAAAUAACAAUCAUUUAAAUGAGUUUAAUGACAUUAAGAAUAAUUCAAAUAAUAUGUUUUAA
Molecule: messenger RNA, 1476 nt
Organism: Oppia nitens
Lineage: Eukaryota; Metazoa; Arthropoda; Arachnida; Sarcoptiformes; Oppiidae
Product: zinc finger protein ZIC 4-like
Exons: 6
Coding region: 1-1476 (491 amino acids)
Biological process (GO): regulation of transcription by RNA polymerase II
Cellular component (GO): nucleus
Molecular function (GO): DNA-binding transcription factor activity, RNA polymerase II-specific; RNA polymerase II cis-regulatory region sequence-specific DNA binding
Source: RefSeq, a predicted model, not a curated record